Messenger RNA from Capra hircus (goat), 1424 nucleotides. It is a transcript of the gene MYOD1, whose product is annotated as myogenic differentiation 1. Gene Ontology annotation, biological process: muscle organ development; positive regulation of myoblast differentiation; regulation of transcription by RNA polymerase II. Gene Ontology annotation, molecular function: DNA-binding transcription factor activity, RNA polymerase II-specific; protein dimerization activity; RNA polymerase II cis-regulatory region sequence-specific DNA binding. The record is from RefSeq and is a predicted model, not a curated record. The transcript is spliced from 3 exons. Lineage: Eukaryota; Metazoa; Chordata; Mammalia; Artiodactyla; Bovidae. Bases 233 to 1192 code for a protein of 319 amino acids.
GUGUGAAGGUAGGGGUGGGGAGGCCCCAGGGCGCUGCCGCGGCUCUCCUCGCCGUCCGUCCCUCAGGCGGGACAGGACCGGGGAGGGUGAGGAACAGCUGGUUAUACAUUCAGACCCUCAGUGCUUUGCUAUCUCAUUGCCGGGGCUCCAGAACCGCAGUAAGUUUCUGGCAACCCCUGCCGCUGCCGCUGAGGCUGGGCAAAGCCAGGACCGCGCCGCCCCACGCCGGGAUAUGGAGCUGCUGUCGCCGCCGCUCCGCGACGUAGACUUGACGGGCCCCGACGGCUCUCUCUGCAACUUUGCAACAGCGGAUGACUUCUAUGAUGACCCGUGUUUCGACUCCCCGGAUCUGCGCUUCUUCGAGGACCUGGAUCCGCGCCUCGUGCACGUGGGCGCGCUCCUGAAGCCGGAGGAACACUCGCACUUCCCUGCAGCGGCGCACCCGGCCCCGGGCGCGCGCGAGGACGAACAUGUGCGCGCGCCCAGCGGGCACCACCAGGCGGGCCGCUGUUUACUGUGGGCCUGCAAGGCGUGCAAACGCAAGACGACUAACGCCGACCGCCGCAAGGCUGCUACCAUGCGCGAGCGGCGCCGCCUGAGCAAAGUCAACGAGGCCUUCGAGACGCUCAAACGCUGCACGUCUAGCAACCCAAACCAGCGGCUGCCCAAGGUGGAGAUCCUGCGCAACGCCAUCCGCUAUAUCGAAGGCCUGCAGGCGCUGCUUCGCGACCAGGACGCCGCGCCUCCCGGCGCUGCCGCUGCCUUUUACGCGCCUGGCCCGUUGCCCCCCGGCCGCAGCGGCGAACACUACAGCGGCGACUCGGACGCUUCCAGCCCGCGCUCCAACUGUUCCGACGGCAUGAUGGACUACAGCGGCCCCCCGAGUGGUGCCCGGCGACGGAACUGCUACGACCGUGCUUACUACAGCGAGGCGCCCAAUGAACCCCGGCCCGGGAAGAGCGCUGCGGUGUCGAGCCUCGACUGCCUGUCCAGCAUCGUGGAGCGCAUCUCCACCGAGAGCCCCGCCGCGCCCGCGCUUCUACUGGCCGACGCGCCGCCGGAGUCGUCUCCCGGCCCGCAGGAGGCGGCCGCCGGGAGCGAGGUGGAGUGCGGCACCCCCGCCCCUUCCCCCGACACUGCCCCUCAGGGCCUCGCGGGCGCGAACCCCAACCCGAUUUACCAGGUGCUCUGAGGGGUUGGGCGGCCUCAUCGGGGGGCGCCGCUGCCCACGGGCCCGAGGGAUGGUGCCCCUAGGGUCCCUCGCGCCCAAAAGAUUGCGCUUAAGUGCCAACCACUCUCCUCCCAACAGCGCUUUAAAAGCGACCCUCCCGAGGUAGGAGAGGCGAGGGAACUGUUGUGUUUCCGCCUCCCGCACCCCAGGGCAAGGACAUGGUCCUUCCCCCCCAACACCCCCGCCCCGCCCC